AUGAAGGAUGACAAGGGUGACCAGCCUUCAGAGUUCCCCCGCACGGGACUCCAGCCUGGGAUAGAUCAGACCGAGGCCGGGACGGGCAAGAGCAGCCCCCUUCACAACGAUGCCCGCUCAGGAAUAGCCGGAUCGAAGCUGGACGCCGGUGUUGGCGAGGCAGGGAGGACGCAGCUCAUGCCGGAGGAUCCCAUCAAGCACAGCAGCACUUACGAUGCAUCCAAGUAUCCCAUUGCGCAGCCUCGCGCGACAGAGCACAAGCAGCAGGAUGUGAUUGCACCCUCUCCACACGCCACCACGAACCUGGGAGGGGUAAACACCCCCAAGGACGCUGGCUAUGCACCCCUGCACGAGAGCAUUGCCUCAGGAGCCACCAGCGUGACUGGCUCCGUGGGCAGCUACGCUUCACAGGGCAAGGGCAUCCCCAGCACUAAGCCGGCCACCACCGACAUUGGGCUGACACCAGCCAUCUCCAAGAUCGAUGCCAAGCCAGACACAUCCAAGAUUGGCUCCGCCACCAAGGGCCAUGUGGAAUCGGAGCCCCUGCUGAAGCAUAAGGCGGAUGACAACAAGGCUGCCCACGGCACCGGCAUGGGCCUGCCCAACUUUGCCCAGGACACUGGUUUCAACAGCACCAAGCCGUUCUCCACGAACACAAGCUCAGCACCGGACGUGUCUAAGAUCACCGCCAAGUUUGACGCGUCGAGCACCGGCUUCAGCACCGGCGCUCAGUCUGACGCUGCCGGCUCGCUGCACCACAAGGCUCAGGAGAACAAGGCUGCGCACGGCUCCGGCAUGGGCCUGCCCAACUCUGCCCAGGACACGCUGAGCAAGGGAGGCAAGGACGAUGCCAGCAGCUUUUCCUUCGACAACAAGUUGGACAAGAAGACUGGCGGCAGCAUCCUGGACUCAGCCAGGGACCACUCUGACAGCUCAUCCAAGAGGAGCGACUACACAAGCGCUCUGGACAAGAUCACAGACAGCACAGCCGACAGUGGCACGGCGACUUCUGAGAGCAAGGGCGUGACGGCCACCGCUGCCGAGUACAUCAGCUCGGGCGCGCAGGCUGUUGCUCAGAAGGCCAAGGAGGUUCGUGAGUCUGUGGAUUCAGGCACUGCAACCAAGGAUGCCAAGGCCAAUGUGCAGGGUGCCAGCGACAAGACAAAGGCAGCUGGGCAGUCAGUGGUGGACAGCGCAGCGCAGGGCACCAAGACUGUGGGUGACGCCGUCAAGCCCUACACCGACGCUGCUGCCGACCAGGCCAAGGCCGCUGUGGACGCGGUCCAGGAGAAGUCCGGCAUUGCGGGCAGGAACGACAUGACCGUCCUGCAGAAGGCGCAGGCUGUCGUCCAGACGGCCGCCGCCGCCACUGCUGAGAAGGCCAGCCAGGCUUACCAGGUGGUUGCACAGAAGGUGCACGAAACGGGUCUGCCGCAGGCAGCGGCCGGGCACGCUGCGACGGCGCGCGACACGGCCGCCGGCACGGCCGCCACCGCGCGCGACCGCGCUGCCGAGCAUGCUGCGGCCGCAAAGGAAGUUGCUGCCGCCAAGUACAGCGACCUCUCCGCCGAGGCGCAGCGUCAGCAGGAGGCUGGCAAGGCGGCCCUGGAGCAGGGCAAAAUGCAUGUGCAGGAGGCUGGCCGUGCUGCGCAGCAGAAGGCUGCAGAGCUCGCGCAGAACGUGCGUGAGGCUUCAGUUGAGGAUGUGAACCGCAGCUGGCUGGGUCGCACUGCGGGAGGCAUCGUGCUCGUCGCCCUGGCCAGCUAUGCACUGGGCGUGCCAUUCCGCUACGGCCUGGCGGCAGCCCUGUUUGCUCUGGCUGCUGUGCUGUUUGCUGACUGGGACCGCUCCCGCAGCGUCGGCGGCCGCAGCUCCCCGCUCAUGCACACGCGCAUUGUUGAGCCGAAGACUGUGGAGGUUCGCCCCGAGAUGCUGGUGACGCCGACAGAGUUUGGCAUUGUCAAGGCGCAUGCCGGCCGCAUCGAGGAGCACCCACUCACCGGAGCGCGCUUUGUGAAGGAAGAGUGA
Messenger RNA from Coccomyxa subellipsoidea C-169, 2028 nucleotides. RefSeq lists its product as hypothetical. The transcript has 15 exons. Lineage: Eukaryota; Viridiplantae; Chlorophyta; Trebouxiophyceae; Coccomyxaceae. Bases 1 to 2028 code for a protein of 675 amino acids. The record is from RefSeq and is a predicted model, not a curated record.